Molecule: messenger RNA, 308 nt
Organism: Adineta ricciae
Lineage: Eukaryota; Metazoa; Rotifera; Eurotatoria; Adinetida; Adinetidae
Source: the annotation of a GenBank genome assembly
UGAUCACCACGGAAGACAUUGCGGCUGCAGCAGUACAAUUGCUGCUGAACGAUGCCCUGCAGGGUAAGGAGCUGACGCUCACCGGCCCGGCGGCCAUCGAUCAUCACGAAGCGGCGAAGAUCAUCACGGAACGCGCCGGCAAAACGGUCACCUACAUUCCCGUAUCCGAAAGCGACCUCAUAGGCGCCAUGACGGGCGGCGGCGCGCCGGAAAGCGUGGCCAAUUACCUGGCUGCGCUGUUCCGCAACGUACGCCCAGGUAUUUGUGCAGAAGUGAACGGCAACAGUGCCGGCCUUACCGGCGGGCCG